GCUGCCGGCCCCGCGGGAAGAGCGCGGCCCCGCCGCGGGCUCCGUGGCGCUGCCCCGCAGCAGCACCGAGAUGGCUCAGGAGACAAACCAGACCCCAGGGCCCAUGCUCUGUAGUACAGGAUGUGGAUUCUAUGGAAAUCCUAGGACAAAUGGGAUGUGUUCUGUUUGUUACAAAGAACAUCUUCAGCGACAGCAGAAUAGUGGCAGAAUCAGCCCAAUGGGAACAACCAGUGGUUCAAAUAGUCCUACCUCAGACUCUGCAUCUGUACAAAGAGCAGACAGUAGCUUAAACAACUGUGAAGGUGCUGCUGGCAGCACAUCUGAAAAGUCAAGAAAUGUGCCUGUUGCCGCCUUGCCUGUAACGCAGCAAAUGACAGAAAUGAGCAUUUCAAGAGAGGAAAAAAUAACACCGAAAACAGAGACUGAACCAGUUGUUACUCAACCAAGCCCAUCAGUUUCUCAACCUAGUACUUCACAGAAUGAAGAGAGAGCCCCUGAGCUGCCCAAACCAAAGAAGAACAGAUGUUUCAUGUGCAGAAAGAAGGUUGGCCUUACAGGAUUUGACUGCCGAUGUGGAAACUUGUUUUGUGGACUUCACCGUUAUUCCGACAAGCAUAACUGCCCGUAUGAUUACAAAGCAGAAGCUGCAGCAAAAAUCAGGAAAGAGAACCCAGUUGUGGUGGCUGAAAAAAUCCAGAGAAUAUAAACUAACCUACUUGUGAAAAGACUGACUUUCUUUGUUUUAUUUUAAUAUAUCCUAGGAAAACAUUAAAGAGCAGAUGCAUGGCCAUUUUCCUUUGAUGUUCUCCAAAGUUUUACUUUUAGUCUUGUCUGUCUUAAUGAUAUUUCAGAAUGUUUGGGUGUUUGUUACAGGCAGAAUUGGAUAGAUACAGCCCUUGAAAAUGUAUAUGCCCUCCCCAAAAUAUAAUUGAAUGAUGAGAAUGUGCACGGGAAUACACAUGCACAGAGGACAUACUCUAGUUCACAUGUGCCAAACAGAUGUAUACUAUCUGCAUGCUUGCAGCACAUCUGCCUUUUGAGGUGUGUUUGAAGCGUAUAAUCCUUGGCUAGUGCCUGUUGGGGRGAAGGACACAUCAGAAAGGUUGGCAGUCGACUUCUGUCAUUUAAAAACUCAUUCCGAUUUUAGUUUCCACACUCUGUUGUUUUCCAGCAGAAUGUCGGCUAUGUAGACGAGUCCAUUUUCCACGGAGAUGAGUGUUGGUGCCAUAUUUAAAGAAGAUUUUCUUAACAAUUUUAGUGGGAGAAGUGGAAAAAAAGGGGCAUAUUUGGGAAGAAAACUAUUUUGGAACCAAUUAAUUAACUUGAGAAUCAUGAAAUUGGGUUCCUGAAGGAAAAAUGUUGUAAGAAACUUAUGAACUGGCCUGCAACUGAAUUGCCUGCUUUUCCUUGCAUAGCUAAAAAUGUUGAGUAGCACAGUAUUUUACGAUUGGUUUACAAAACAGAGGCUAUAUCUCUCUUUAGACAUAGUACAGCAGCUCAAGCAACACACAUGCAUCUGAGUAAAUUAGAGAAGCAUUUGGACAGUUUAUUUUUCAUAUACUACUUAUGUUUGAUGUAUCUGGGCUCAAAAAUAUUAAGAGCUCUUUUUUCUUUCUAUUUUUAACAAUUGCACCAUUAUGCAUGGAAAGCCAUACCCAACAUGGCUGCUGUAGACUUAAGUGGUAGCUGGAACCACUCUUGGAGGGCUGCUUUAUCAUUUUUAAUUGUAAUUGGGUGUAGGACUGUAGUGUUCUUGGGUGUAUUGCAUGGGCUGCAUUAUCUACAGCAUUGUACAAUAACAACUCUAGAAAAGGCAGUAAACUUCACUGGCGCUUGUCUGGUAAUAUCACUUCUGUGUUAUAAUGGAAGGUUUUUUGUGAUGUAUGAAACUUGUGUUUUUUUAUAUAAGCAAGUACGGUUUAGACUAGUGUUGUGGUAAUGCCUGUUGUCAUCUGUAAAUAGCUAUGUAUGUACACAAGGCGCUACUUCUGAUUUUUUCUGCAGUGUUCAGUCUUAGUUUUUACUUCACUAUUAAAAGCAUCAUGUUUUUGCUUUAACUUUGUUCUCUCAAUUGAGUUAUUAGAUAUGCAAACAUGUACAGAUAGUUCAUAUUUAUGUAUUGCACAUAAUCAUGCUACCCAGCAACAAUGCUAUAUUGUAUUAUGUAAAUAAUAAAAAUCAUGUACAGAGGGGAAUACUUCCUUUUGUGAUAGUUCAUUGGUUUUAGUUAUUGCUGUAACUUGAAGUUGGCCUUGUGAGAUUGGGCUGCAGAGCUAAGCACUAGUUUUGCAUAGAUGUUGUCUUUUUGCUUCAACCUGCCUGUUUCUCGUCUUUGUUUCUUGUUGUGACAUACCAUCUUGUCUAAGGUGGCCUGUUGAGGUCAGAGAAGCAUGAACAGCUGGAAUACAGAUAUCCACUUGAUGACCAGACAAAAAGGUCAGGAGCAACAACAUGUUCAGAGGGAAUACAGGAAAGCACGAGCAGUGGACUUUAAAAGGCUUUUUUUUUCCUCCUUUUGYCUACAAACGUUGUUUCCAGAGGAUCUGUUAUGAUAGAGUGACUGCGUUGCUCUGUGCAGAUCUUCAUCAGCAGAUGGCCAGAGUUCUUGUUGGGGUCUGUAUCUAAAUUUGGAUGUUAAAUAUGCCAGACCUACCUUCCCAAUGGCAAAGAAAAGUACAGAGCACACAGCGUAUGUUCACUUGGAAGAAGCUAUCUUCACUGCUGGAUAAAAUAUCCAUUUCUGGUAAAAGAGGCUUUUAUGAAGUGCAUCCCACCAGUCAGCUGAAACGAAUACUCAAGUAGUAAUUUACUGCUCCUACUGCUACAUAUACUUCCAAUAAAGGGAAGAAGGGAUGCUCUGGGCCUUCAUUUGACAGAAUAAAUUUUAUGACUUUUAAGAGGGACUGCUUCGAAGCACUGUGUCUUUUCACGCUUAGUGCUAAAGCAAGAUGAACUGCUCAACUGCAGGAUAAAAGGCUUUUCUCUUUUGGAUCUGAGAAUGCUUUGGACCAGGAUAUUUAAGGAAAUGUUUCCAUAUUCAUGAUAUUGUUACGGCUAGUGUACUUGAGGAGCUCUGCUGGUACCAGUGAUUCUGAUGUGCUCUUUUGUUAAUCUGCUUUUGCAUCUAAAAGUCUGUUCUUGAGAAACCUUGUUGAAGCAGCUGAACUCAGUAGAUCUGUGGAGGAGAACGUGGAAUGAGAAAUUCCUGCUUGGUCUGUGUGACCCUAAGUUUUGUCUCAUGUGCGAGUUGCUCACAGCUGGGAUAUGAGCUUGUAGCCCCAACCAGGUGUCUAAGCUCUGCUGUGCUCUGUGUUUGUGAUUCGGGUAGGCUGUGCAGCCAUUCAGGAGCCCUACSUGGGGCUCAUUGAGAAUUCAAGGAGAAAGGAGGAUUUUUGAUAAGAGCAGGAAAUGAAAACAUGUGAUAAAUGAUGUGAUAAAUUAACCCUGGUGCAAACACUGCAGUGCAUCUUUGUUGGCAAAGGGGGUAAGAAUAUAGGUGCAGAGCUCUUAAUUCUCUCCACCGCUACCUAAUUAUAACCUUGGAGGUGGAUAUAGACUCUUAAAUGACUGAUGCCCACUGUACUGCCAGUCACAGUCAGUCUGGGUGCAUUAUCAGAAGUAGCAUUGAAAUGCUCUGAGGAAAAGAGGAUUACAAAGUUUGUCUUCUGUAACGUUUAAGCACAAGCCAUUCAUAAAGCUGCUGUGGAGGGGCUGUCCUUGGCCUCUUGAUGUGAAGUGACAAAUGGCUCCAGACAGUAUGCUGUUUUCUUUUCCAGGAAAGAAACGUGAUCACUUCA
This is a messenger RNA of Nothoprocta perdicaria, 3797 nucleotides long. RefSeq names its product zinc finger AN1-type containing 5 (gene ZFAND5). Gene Ontology annotation, molecular function: DNA binding; zinc ion binding. The record is from RefSeq and is a predicted model, not a curated record. The transcript is spliced from 6 exons. Bases 71 to 706 code for a protein of 211 amino acids. NCBI's taxonomy places the organism in Eukaryota, Metazoa, Chordata, Aves, Tinamiformes, Tinamidae.